Molecule: messenger RNA, 955 nt
Organism: Capsicum annuum
Lineage: Eukaryota; Viridiplantae; Streptophyta; Magnoliopsida; Solanales; Solanaceae
Product: B3 domain-containing protein At4g34400-like
Exons: 3
Coding region: 191-955 (254 amino acids)
Molecular function (GO): DNA binding
Source: RefSeq, a predicted model, not a curated record
AAUAAAAAUGGGUAAAUGAAGUAAAUUACAAGAUGAAAAAAAUGCUAUAAUUAUGAGAAUCUUUAGAUUCUUGUAAUCUUCUUCUCUUUUAUAUAUGAUUUCUCCAUCAACAUUGAAGAAACAUUUAGGGUUACUAGGUUGUGCCGCCAUCAAAUCUUCCAUCUCUUAAAAUUAGACACCAAAAUCGAACAUGGAGAAGGGAUUUUUUAAGGUUUAUUCCACAGAAACCAGUGCAAAACAGUUGAAAAUUCCUCCAGGUUUUAGGGAUUACAAGAAUGGAAAGUUACCUAAGAGGGUCUCCCUAAGGGAUCGACUUGGCCAUAUAUGGUCUAUGCGAGUGGCAAAAAUAGGAAGAGAAAUUUAUUUUCAGUAUGGAUGGCCGAAAUUCGUCAAGGACAACAAGUUAAAGCAUGGUGACUUUCUAAUUUUUGACUAUGAUGGAAAUAAAAUAUUUAAUAUCAAGAUACUUGGAUCUAAUGGGUAUGAAAAGAAAGAGGAUGGAUGUUUAAAAUUGGGUGUGUUGGAGGAAUCAGAAGAAAUGAAUAUUGAACAUCAAAAGUGCGUAGAGCCAAAAGGAAAGAAUUGGGCUAGAUAUAGCAACAGUAGUUCUUAUUCUAAUCGUAGUGAUAAGGAUUCCUUGAAGGAUGGGGAUAAGGAAUACGAUCAGACCAAAAAGAUGCGAUGUUCAAAAUGGAAGGACGUGCAAGAGGAAGAAGUUUAUGAAGAGGAGGAUGAAUUUGAGGAAGAAGAGGAGGAAGAUAAAGAAGAGACUAAAAAGGUGACACAUUCCAAACGCAAGCAUGUGGAAGAGGAAGGAUAUCUUGAUUAUGAUGAUGAUCAGGAGGAGGAGGGAGAAGAGACUGAGGAGGAGGAAGUGAACGAGAGGUCUGGCACAUUUAAUAACAAGGAGUCACGUUUAAAAGAAAAAAUGACAUCUUUGUAUAGUUGUAUAUGA